AUGAGAUGUGCUUUAAGACCAUUGGAAAUUCAUGCAAUAUGGAUACAAACAGUAAAUGAACAUCCACUAUUUCUGCACGAAGGCGCUGGUCAAAUUCUUCUCAAUGAUUUUAUGACUGUUGUAAAAUACUUAUUAGAAGAAGAUCGAACAAAGAAAGAUUUCGAUAAUACUAUUCCCGAUGAAGAGCAAAAACAACAACAAGUUAAUGAUUUCCUGAAAAAAACUGUUUGA
Messenger RNA from Rotaria socialis, 231 nucleotides. Lineage: Eukaryota; Metazoa; Rotifera; Eurotatoria; Philodinida; Philodinidae. The record is from the annotation of a GenBank genome assembly.